AUGAUGCAUCGCUCACUGCAUCUCUUGCUCCUGCUCGCCUUUUUCUACCUUGCAACCGCCUUACCUCUCGCGAGUCCCGGCCCAAUCAUCGAACCUAACGCUGUAUAUGUUCGGGAAGCAGCCCCAGUCGAUCUAGCCGUUCGAGACCUCUCCGAUGGGGAUGGACUUGCCAGACGAGAUCCUGUCUUGAGCUGGACUUGGUUCAACAAUGGCAAGAAGACCAAGAGAGACCCUGUGCUGAGCUGGACAUGGUUCAACGGUGGCAAAAAGGUCAAGAGAGAUCCUGUCUUGAGCUGGACGUGGUUCAAUGGUGGGAAGAAGACCAAAAGAGAUCCCGUCUUGAGCUGGACAUGGUUCAACGGUGGGAAGAAGGAGUAG
Molecule: messenger RNA, 378 nt
Organism: Exophiala viscosa
Lineage: Eukaryota; Fungi; Ascomycota; Eurotiomycetes; Chaetothyriales; Herpotrichiellaceae
Exons: 1
Coding region: 1-378 (125 amino acids)
Source: RefSeq, a predicted model, not a curated record